Molecule: messenger RNA, 3860 nt
Organism: Acanthopagrus latus (yellowfin seabream)
Lineage: Eukaryota; Metazoa; Chordata; Actinopteri; Spariformes; Sparidae
Product: 3-hydroxy-3-methylglutaryl-coenzyme A reductase-like
Exons: 20
Coding region: 192-2846 (884 amino acids)
Biological process (GO): sterol biosynthetic process; isoprenoid biosynthetic process; coenzyme A metabolic process
Cellular component (GO): peroxisomal membrane; endoplasmic reticulum membrane
Molecular function (GO): protein binding; NADP binding; hydroxymethylglutaryl-CoA reductase (NADPH) activity
Source: RefSeq, a predicted model, not a curated record
CGUCUUACGUGACGUUACCGUGACGUCGAAAUUUCCGAGUCGCCAUAUUGGUGUCGUUACAUCAGUAGGAAGCAGCUAGUCAAGCAGUUUCUGGGAAAUACUCACCAUGUUGAAGACUCUCUGACCACCGUGAAGCUCACGUUUGGAGAUUGCGGCUGUGACCUGAGGUAGCCGGACGACAUCCUGCGAUCAUGUUGGCUCGUCUGUUCAGGCUCCACGGCCUGCUGGUGGCCUCCCAUCCAUGGGAGGUAAUAGUGGGUACCCUGGCUCUCACCGUAUGCCUGAUGUCCAUGAACAGCCUGGCAACCAGCAGCCAGAUGUGCAGCUGGAACGAGUGCCCCAACGUGGAGGAGAAAGUCCACAGCAGUGAUAUCAUCAUCCUAACAGUCACACGCUGCAUGGCCAUCGUUUACAUCUACUUCCAGUUCAAGAACCUGCGACAACUGGGAUCCAAAUUCAUACUGGGUAUUGCAGGGUUAUUCACAGUAUUUUCCAGCUUUGUGUUCAGUACAGUCGUCAUCCACUUCUUUGGGAAAGAGCUGACGGGCCUGAAUGAAGCGCUGCCGUUCUUUCUCCUUCUCAUCGACCUGUCCAAAGCCUGUGCAUUGGCCAAAUUUGCCCUCAGCUCAAACUCCCAAGAGGAGGUGAGGGAGAACAUCUCUCAGGGCAUGGCCAUCCUCGGCCCCACCUUCACCCUGGAUGCUCUGGUAGAGUGUCUGGUCAUUGGUGUCGGCACCAUGUCAGGUGUGCCUCAGUUAGAGAUCAUGUGCUGUUUUGGCUGUAUGUCUGUCCUGGCCAACUACUUUGUCUUUAUGACCUUCUUCCCUGCGUGCGUCUCCCUCGUCCUGGAGCUGUCCAGGGAGAGUCGUGAGGGACGUCCAAUCUGGCAACUGAGCCACUUCGCCCGUGUGCUGGCUGAAGAGGAGGACAACAAACCCAAUCCUGUGACCCAGAGGGUGAAAAUCAUCAUGUCUCUGGGCCUGGCCUUGGUUCACGCUCACAGUCGACUAGCAGCUGAACAUCCGGGUCAGAACCGCACGGUGGAGGGGCCCAUCGCUAAGAGACUGGAGUCAGCAGGAGGAACCAUGUUGCCUCUGAAGCUCACCAGUAUGGACCUGGAGCAGGUGAUAACACUCGGUCUCGCCCUGCUCCUGGCUGUGAAGUACGUCUUCUUCGAGCAAACGGAGACGGAGUCGUCGCUGUCCCUCAAGAGUCCCAUUAUCAGCUCCCCUCCCCCUCUGAAGCCCCGGGUGGCAGCAGACUGCUGCAGGAGGGACCUCCCAGCCCCGAAGCCUCCCAACACGAUGAACGGUACCUUAGCAACCACCUCCACCACCUCCACCUCCUCAGCUGUCUCCGACUCCAGACCUUCCCCUGAGGCUGACACAGCGUUCAGAGAGACUGAGGCGCCUCCUGCAGCCUCAGUGGACAACAGCCACUGUCUUCCAUCUGCUGCAGAUUCUCUCGCUCCGACACCUCGUUCUCCUCAGAGCAGCAGUUGUUCGGAGGCCCGGACGCUGGAGGAAUGUAUGGCCAUCCUGUCAGACCCUCAGAGAGGUGCCAGUUUCCUGAGCAAUAAAGAGGUGAUGAACCUUGUGACCUCUCGUAAAAUCCUCAACUACAAGCUGGAAGCUGUUCUCGACACUCCGGAGAGAGGCGUGGCCAUCAGGAGGGACAUGCUGUCACCCAAACUGCCUGUUCGCUCUGCCUUGGCCUCUCUGCCUUAUAAGGACUACGACUAUUCUAAGGUGAUGGGCACCUGCUGUGAGAACGUGAUUGGCUACAUGCCGGUGCCGGUGGGAGUUGCUGGUCCUCUCCUGCUGGAUGAGAAGCAGUUUCACGUUCCCAUGGCGACCACAGAGGGUUGCCUGGUAGCGAGCACCAACAGAGGAUGCAGAGCACUUUCUAUGAGCGGAGGCUGCCGCAGCAGGAUCCUGGCUGACAGCAUGACGAGGGGUCCUGUGGUGAGGCUGCCCUCGGCCUGCCGGGCUGCAGAGGUCAAAGGCUGGCUCGAGACCUCGGACGGGUUCAGAAUGAUCAAAGAGGCGUUCGACCACACCAGCAGGUUUGCUCGCCUGGAGAAGCUGCUGGUGAGUGUCGCUGGGAGGAACUUGUACAUUCGCUUCCAGUCUCAGACGGGAGACGCCAUGGGCAUGAACAUGAUCUCCAAGGGGACCGAGCAGGCUCUGCAGAGACUCCAGCAACAGUAUCCAGAUGUGCAGGUUCUGGCGGUCAGUGGGAACUACUGCACCGACAAGAAGUCCGCGGCCAUAAACUGGAUCAUGGGUCGGGGGAAGUCUGCUGUGUGCGAAGCCACCGUCCCCGCCAAGGUGGUCAGAGAGGUGUUGAAAAGCAGCACAGCCGCUCUGGUGGAGCUGAACAUCAACAAGAACUUGGUGGGCUCGGCCAUGGCCGGCAGCAUCGGAGGCUUUAAUGCUCACGCUGCAAACAUCGUAGCAGCGAUCUACAUCGCCUGUGGACAGGACCCGGCUCAGACUAUAGGGAGCUCCAACUGCAUCACUCAGAUGGAGGCGGCGGGUCCAGACGGGGAGGAUCUCUACAUCAGCUGCAGUAUGCCCUCCAUAGAGCUGGGCACUGUGGGCGGAGGCACCAACCUGGCACCACAGCAGGCCUGUCUGCAGAUGCUCGGUGUUCAAGGCUCCAGCUCCAGCGAGCCGGGUGAGAACGCCCGUCAGCUGGCCCGGGUGGUCUGCGGCACGGUGCUGGCCGGGGAGCUCUCCCUGAUGGCUGCUCUGGCUGCAGGACACCUCGUCAAGAGCCACAUGACCCACAACAGAUCUAAAGCAAACUUGCCAGAAACAAAUUCUUCAGAGAAGACCGCGUGACGUAAAGCGACUUCAGGUUUGGACUGAAGGAGUUCUCGAGCUAGCGGGUGAAAACUUCACAGUGAGAACAGAACCGUGUCCUGAUGACGAGCUUCUGAAGGGAGUUCUGCGGGUCUAAACACCGAUGACCAGACCAACACACGCUGAAGACCACAGCCAACGUGUGCUCGCUCCGUGUGUCGCCCGACUCAUCGCGUUAAGACUUUUUGGGUUGAGAUGUUAUGUUGCAGUUAUUUAUUUGUGCCAUUUGUCUGCAGCAGUGUUCUGGAUGGCGCUGAUCCGUCAGACAUCCGUGGAGUUCUGAAGAGGAGUUCUAAAAAUCCACCAUUCUGCACCAACGAGUAUGCUGUGCCUGUAAGAGUUGUGAUGCCAAAAGGAAACAGCUUUCCUGUCGUAUGACGGCGACACGACGUCCAUGUUCGUGUCUAAACUGCAUGAAGUCAGAUCGGCACUUCUGAUCGUUGCACUUGCCAAAGCUUGCCUGAGAUGGUGCUGUUACUGCUGUAGGCGACAGUUUGCUGAAGUUAAAACCGCCAACCCUGCUGCCUGAAUGUAUGUGGUACUAAAAUCGGUGUUGUAGGAUUUAACAGAGUAACGGUGCUGCUGUAUACUGUGUAUACUGAAGAGUGACUGGCUGCUGGUUCCAGGGUGGGAAACAGCUGACGGAGUGACUCGUUCGGACUCCAACUCGACAGAUGUUUGUGUUAAUGCGAGUACGAGAACUGAAAAAUCGAAGCCAUAUUAACUGACUUAAUACACUUUAAUGGUACAUUAUUAUACAUGUGGAACAACUGCAGGAUUAAUUAGCAUGAUGGGAGUAAAAGAAGCGUUUGAGUGGCUGCAGAUGCUGCAGUCCUGUUCAGAAGUGGCCUUACACACCGGAUGUCUUGGAGAAGUUCAGCUGUAGCAUGUUCUAGAUAGAAUAAUAAAUUUUAAGCUAUUCCACUGAAAAGAUUGUACUUUUGUUCUAUUUAACAAAAAAUAAAAAAUAAACAACACUACGUUCCCUCUUAA